This is a messenger RNA of Talpa occidentalis (Iberian mole), 948 nucleotides long. RefSeq names its product olfactory receptor 10H1-like. Gene Ontology annotation, biological process: G protein-coupled receptor signaling pathway. The coding region runs from base 1 to 948 and encodes 315 amino acids. The record is from RefSeq and is a predicted model, not a curated record. Gene Ontology annotation, molecular function: olfactory receptor activity; G protein-coupled receptor activity. NCBI's taxonomy places the organism in Eukaryota, Metazoa, Chordata, Mammalia, Eulipotyphla, Talpidae. Gene Ontology annotation, cellular component: membrane. The transcript has a single exon.
AUGCAGGGAUCCAAUACCUCAGUAGUGACUGAAUUCAUCCUUAUUGGCUUCUCCACCUUCCCCCAACUUCAGCUGAUGUUCUUCUUACUGUUCUUCUUCAUGUAUCUGUUCACACUACUGGGGAACCUGCUCAUCAUGGCCACCAUCUGGAGCGAACGCAGCCUCCACACACCCAUGUAUCUCUUUCUGUGCGCCCUCUCCAUCUCUGAGAUCUUCUAUACCUUUGCCAUCAUCCCGCGCAUGUUGGCUGACCUGCUGUCCACCAACCACUCCAUUGCUUUCAGGGCCUGUGCCAGUCAGACAUUCUUCUCCUUCACAUUUGGCUUCACACACUCCUUCCUACUCACUGUCAUGGGCUAUGACCGCUAUGUGGCCAUCUGCCACCCCCUGCGCUACAAUGUGCUCAUGAGUCCCCAUGGGUGUGCCUGUCUUGUAUCCUGGUCCUGGGCUGGUGGCUUCAUCAUGGGACUGGUGGUGACAACAUCCAUUUUCAACCUUACCUUCUGUGGACCUAAUGAGAUCCACCAUUUUGCUUGCCAUGUGCCUCCACUGUUGAAGUUGGCUUGUGGAACUGAUGUGCCGAUGGUGGGCACAGGUGUGGGACUGUUGUGUAUAACAGCCCUGCUGGGUUGCCUGCUCCUCAUCCUCCUUUCUUAUGCCUUCAUUGUGGUCACCAUCUUGAAGAUCCCUUCCGCUGAGGGUCGACACAAAGCCUUCUCCACUUGUGCAUCUCACCUCACUGUGGUGGUCGUGCACUAUGGCUUUGCCUCUGUCAUCUACCUAAAGCCCAAGGGUCCCCAGUCUCUGGAAAUGGACACCCUAAUGGGCAUCACUUACAUAGUCCUCACACCUUUCCUCAGCCCCAUCAUCUUCAGCCUCAGGAACAAGGAGCUGAAGAAUGCUAUGAAAAAGACUUUCCUCAGAAAACUCUAUCCAGAAAAAUUGUGA